This is a messenger RNA of Suncus etruscus (white-toothed pygmy shrew), 1431 nucleotides long. RefSeq names its product intraflagellar transport 56 (gene IFT56). The transcript has 15 exons. Gene Ontology annotation, biological process: intraciliary anterograde transport; intraciliary transport involved in cilium assembly. Bases 82 to 1431 code for a protein of 449 amino acids. Gene Ontology annotation, molecular function: protein binding; intraciliary transport particle B binding. Gene Ontology annotation, cellular component: intraciliary transport particle B; ciliary basal body; ciliary base. Lineage: Eukaryota; Metazoa; Chordata; Mammalia; Eulipotyphla; Soricidae. The record is from RefSeq and is a predicted model, not a curated record.
GAAUAUGAAAAUGCUGCCAAAGACGAAAACUGCAAUCCCGAUGUCUGGGUCAACUUGGCCUGCACCUAUUUUCUUCUAGGGAUGUAUAAACAAGCAGAAGUAGCUGGGUUUAAAGCUCCAAAAAGCCGACUUCAAAACCGCCUUCUUUUCCACUUGGCUCACAAGUUUAAUGAUGAGAAGAAGCUAAUGAAUUUCCAUGAGAAUCUUCAGGAUAUCACAGAAGAUCAACUCAGUUUGGCCUCAAUCCACUAUAUGCGAGCACACUAUCAAGAAGCCAUUGAUAUUUAUAAGCGGAUCCUGCUAGAUAACAGGGAAUAUAUUGCUCUCAAUGUUUAUGUGGCUCUAUGUUACUACAAACUUGAUUACUAUGAUGUGUCUCAAGAAGUUCUGGCUGUUUACCUUCAGCAAAUUCCUGAUAGUACCAUCGCACUCAAUCUUAAGGCCUGUAAUCAUUUUCGCCUUUACAACGGCAAGGAGGCUGAGGCAGAUCUCAAGAGUUUGAUGGACAGUACUUCCGCUUCCUUCGAGUUUGCUAAAGAGCUCAUCAGGCACAAUCUGGUGGUUUUCCGAGGAGGCAAAGGGGCUUUACAGGUUUUACCUCCCCUGGUUGAUGUCAUUCCUGAAGCUCGGCUCAACUUAGUCAUUUACUACCUUCGUCAAGAUGAUGUACAAGAAGCAUAUAACUUAAUCAAGGAUCUGGAACCUACUACUCCCCAGGAGUACAUCCUCAAAGGAGUGGUCAAUGCAGCUCUUGGCCAGGAAAUGGGUUCGAGGGACCAUAUGAAAAUCGCACAGCAGUUCUUCCAGCUUGUGGGAGGCUCAGCCAGUGAAUGCGACACAAUACCAGGGAGGCAGUGCAUGGCCUCAUGUUUCUUCCUGCUGAAGCAGUUUGAUGAUGUGUUGAUUUACCUCAACUCAUUUAAGAGUUACUUCUGCAAUGAUGACAUCUUCAACUUUAAUUAUGCUCAAGCCAAAGCUGCAACAGGCAACACAAGGGAGGGUGAAGAAGUUUUCCUCUUAAUCCAAAAUGAGAAGAUGAAAAAUGAUUACAUUUACCUCAGUUGGUUAGCUCGGUGCUACAUUUUGAAUAAGAAACCAAGACUAGCCUGGGAACUUUAUCUCAAGAUGGAAACCUCUGGAGAGUCCUUUAGCCUCUUACAGCUCAUUGCCAAUGACUGCUACAAGAUGGGACAAUUUUACUACUCAGCCAAGGCAUUUGAUGUCCUGGAGAGGCUGGAUCCCAACCCUGAAUAUUGGGAAGGCAAGAGGGGUGCCUGUGUAGGCAUUUUCCAGAUGAUCUUAGCUGGAAGAGAACCCAAAGAGACUCUGCGAGAAGUACUCCACUUACUGAGAAGCACAGGCCACACCCAGGUGGAGUACAUCAUCCGGAUCAUGAAGAAAUGGGCCAAAGAAAACCGUGUGCCUGUCUAA